AUGGACUCCUCGUAUACAAACAAUUUCUGCACAGAUCCAGACAUUUUGAAAGCAGCUUUACUGAGGUCCGAUAUCCGACUCGAAGGAAUGGUCUUUAUGACGUACCAUUCUGUGGGGUUCUUCCAGUGUCUACGGUAUUGCCUGAUCUCUUCGGAUUGUUUCUCUAUCAAUUUCCAAUCUGUGGACGGAUACUGUGAACUUAAUGUAGAAAAGGAUGACAUCUUCAAUGGGACGUUGGUUACUGAAUUUGGGUUUGGUUUAGUUAACAAAGAAGAUAUGCCAAAGGAACUAGCUGGACCGUGUAAAGAUGUUGAUUGUGGGUCACAAGCAGUUUGUGAACGAGACAUCAAUGGUAACCCUCAGUGCCAAUCGAGACCCAUACCAAAUAUUGCUUUCGGUCGUCCUACUCAACAGAGUUCACAUUUUGUAUCAAACUACCACUGUUGUCAAUCUAGUCAUGGUGUGGACGGUGUUACUGGAGGUUAUCUAGACAAUGCUUGUGCUGUUACUGAUUAUAAUGAUUUUAGUCCUUGGUGGGAAGUUCGUUUUAAUACCAUCUAUAAUGUUACUGGUAUAGAAAUAUACAGUGCCAAUGAUACGGAAGGUGUUGGAAUGCUUCAUGAUUUUGGUAUACUGGUAUCAAGGAGAGCACCAUUAAUCGAUGAAAACGCAUGUUGUAGAUUUGUUAAAGGAACAUUGCCUUUUGGAAGAUUUAAAAUUAAUUGUCUACGUCCAGUAAGUGGCGAUCGUCUACGUAUACACAUGCAGAAGACGCAGAUUCUUUUACUGUGCGAAGUAAAAGUGUUUACCGUUGAAGGUUAUGAAAGUUACAAUUCAGCUUCUGCACCUACUUCUUGUUUAAAAAGAUACGGAUUCGGCAUGUCGUCAGGUAAACCUGUAACUGCCAGUGGUAUAAUUUCUGGUGAUGUGACGUACUUAGUAGACGGCAAUAGAAACAUGUUAGAUAUCAAUGGUGCGCAGUGUGUCUCUGCUGCACCAACUAGUGGUUCUCGGUGGUUUGAGAUUGAUCUAGGGGCAAAGUAUCCAAUAGAGAGUGUAGUUGUGUACAAUAAAGAAAAAACAAAUGAUAUAGAUACAACGUUAACCAAUUUAACAAUAAGAUCUUAUGUUCUUACGCCAACAUAUUCCAUCACGACCUGUGCUACAUAUGAAGAAAAUUUUGGUUCUACGAGUAGAAUAUUUGAGUGUGAACCAGUUGUUGAGGGACGAUACGUACUAAUUACCUCUACUGGCCCUAAUCUUCAUUUAUGUGAAGUCGAAGUUACCAUUAUUUGA
Lottia gigantea (owl limpet) is the source of this 1296-nucleotide messenger RNA. RefSeq lists its product as hypothetical. The record is from RefSeq and is a predicted model, not a curated record. The transcript has 7 exons. Lineage: Eukaryota; Metazoa; Mollusca; Gastropoda; Lottiidae. The coding region runs from base 1 to 1296 and encodes 431 amino acids.